Molecule: messenger RNA, 4326 nt
Organism: Condylura cristata (star-nosed mole)
Lineage: Eukaryota; Metazoa; Chordata; Mammalia; Eulipotyphla; Talpidae
Gene: KIF5A
Product: kinesin family member 5A
Exons: 22
Coding region: 1-2322 (773 amino acids)
Biological process (GO): microtubule-based movement
Molecular function (GO): ATP binding; microtubule binding; microtubule motor activity
Source: RefSeq, a predicted model, not a curated record
AUGCACACUGCCUCCUGCACACUGCCAGUGCCACUUCUCCACGCGGGGAAGCCCUAUGUCUUUGACCGCGUGUUCCCCCCAAACACCACUCAGGAGCAAGUUUACCAUGCGUGCGCCAUGCAGAUCGUCAAAGACGUCCUCGCUGGUUACAACGGCACCAUUUUCGCUUAUGGACAGACGUCUUCAGGGAAAACGCACACCAUGGAGGGGAAGCUGCAUGACCCCCAGCUGAUGGGAAUCAUCCCCCGCAUUGCCCGGGACAUCUUCAACCACAUCUACUCCAUGGAUGAGAACCUGGAGUUCCACAUCAAGGUUUCUUACUUUGAGAUUUACCUGGACAAAAUUCGUGAUCUUCUGGAUGUGACCAAGACGAAUCUGUCUGUGCACGAGGACAAGAACCGGGUGCCGUUCGUCAAGGUGAGCGUGGCACCGGCCAGCGCACAGAGCACGGCGAAUGAGGGCCGCUGCGGGCGGCCUUUGGCGGCAGGGUUUGGGGAGCGGGGGGCCUGCGUGCCCUCCGGCCUGCCCCUCCUCCUCGACGGCAGGCACCUGCCUGUGACUCGGCCCCUAACGCCCGGGCAGGUGAGCAAGACCGGCGCGGAGGGGGCGGUGCUGGAUGAGGCGAAGAACAUCAACAAGUCCCUGUCGGCCCUGGGGAACGUCAUCUCCGCGCUGGCCGAGGGCACGAAAAGCUACGUCCCGUAUCGCGACAGCAAAAUGACGCGGAUCCUGCAGGACUCCCUGGGGGGAAACUGCCGGACCACGAUGUUCAUCUGCUGCUCGCCGUCCAGCUACAACGACGCGGAGACCAAGUCCACCCUGAUGUUCGGGCAGCGAGCAAAGACCAUCAAGAACACGGCCUCUGUGAAUCUGGAGCUCACCGCGGAGCAGUGGAAGAAGAAGUACGAGAAGGAGAAGGAGAAGACCAAGGCCCAGAAGGAGACGAUCGCCAAGCUGGAGGGCUGCACCGAACGCUUUGUGUCCAGUCCGGAGGAGAUCUUAGACGUGAUCGAUGAAGGGAAAUCGAAUCGCCACGUGGCUGUGACCAACAUGAAUGAACACAGCUCUCGAAGCCACAGCAUCUUCCUCAUCAACAUCAAGCAGGAGAACGUGGAGACGGAGCAGAAGCUCAGCGGGAAGCUGUACCUGGUGGACCUGGCGGGGAGCGAGAAGGACGACGAGAUCAACCAGCAGAGCCAGCUCAUAGAGAAGCUCAAGCAGCAGAUGCUGGACCAGGAAGAGCUGCUGGUGUCCACGCGCGGGGACAACGAGAAGGUCCAGCGAGAGCUGAGCCACCUGCAGUCUGAGAACGACGCGGCCAAGGACGAGGUGAAGGAGGUGCUGCAGGCGCUGGAGGAGCUGGCCGUGAGCUACGACCAGAAGUCCCAGGAGGUGGACGAGAAGAGCCAGCAGAACCAGCUUCUGGUGGACGAGCUGUCUCAGAAGGUGGUGAGUGGGCGACCAGGGCUGAGGGAGGAGGGUGAGGAGGGGGUCCUCAGGCAUCUGGUGUCCUCUGCUUCCAGAUUUCUGUACGAGCGGCAUGAGCAGUCCAAGCAGGACCUCAAGGGCCUGGAGGAGACAGUUGCCCGGGAACUCCAGACCCUCCACAACCUUCGCAAGCUGUUCGUUCAAGACGUCACGACUCGAGUCAAGAAAAGUGCAGAAAUGGAGCCCGAGGACAGUGGGGGGAUUCACUCCCAAAAGCAGAAGAUUUCCUUUCUUGAGAACAACCUGGAACAGCUUACAAAGGUUCACAAACAGCUGGUACGUGACAAUGCAGAUCUGCGUUGUGAGCUUCCUAAACUGGAAAAACGACUUAGGGCUACGGCUGAGAGAGUUAAGGCCCUGGAGGGUGCACUGAAGGAGGCCAAGGAGGGCGCCAUGAAGGACAAGCGCCGUUACCAGCAGGAGGUGGACCGCAUCAAGGAGGCCGUCCGCUACAAGAGCUCCAGCAAGCGCAGCCACUCCGCCCAGAUUGCGAAGCCCGUCCGGCCUGGCCACUACCCAGCCUCUUCCCCCACCAACCCCUACGGCUCCCGCAGCCCCGAGUGCGUCAGCUACACCAACAGCCUGUUCCAGAACUACCAGAACCUCUACCUGCCGGCCCCACCUAGCUCCACCUCGGACAUGUACGUUGCCAACCCCUGUGCCCGCAGCGGGGCCGUGUCUGCCGGCAGCCCCUUGGUCUCCUACCAGAAGGCCAGCAUGGACAACGGAAACGCCACAGACAUCAACGACAACAGGAGCGACCUGCCGUGCGGCUACGAGGCUGAGGACCAGGCCAAGCUUUUCCCUCUUCACCAAGAGACGGCGGCCAGCUAAUCCCCCGGCUGCUGCAUACCUGCACUUUCAGUUUCUAAGAGGGACUGAGGCCUCCUCUCAGCAUGCUGCAAACCUGUGGUCUCUGAUACUAACUCCCUCCGGCCCUUGUUGUCCGCCUGUAGUGUGUUUGUCCUCUUCUCCUCUGUAUCUCUCUGUACUCUGUAUCGGCACCAACAGCUGCUGCUUGUCUCUCUCCUCUGUCUUACUCUCCGAGUAUCUAAUGAUGUAUUUAGCAGUUUCUAAGCAUAGUAUAUACCCUCCUCAUCUAGGGCAAUGGGGGGAGGGGGAGUGUUUCUCCUUUAUCAUAUAUGCGUCUCUCACACUGGGUAAAAGGAAAAACUGGAACCAGAGGGCUGUGAUCCUUCACGCGCGCGCACACACUCACACACACAAAGCCUUAAGCAGAAGAUGUCUUAGCAGCAUAAAAGUAUAGAAAUAGCCUCCCCUCCCUCUCUCACAUAUGGCACAGGGAGGGUGGGAUGCACGGACUGCGAGGUGACAUACAGAACCUGCCGCCGCCGCCUGAACUGGGGGCGUGCACCUCCGCCCCCCUCUUCGUGUUCUCCCCAGACACUGCGGACGGGGACUUCUCAAGGGACUGCUUCCUUUCUCCUCAAAACCCUUUUGAUCGCCUCUACCCCAGAGCUCAUGGCCAGGAGCCAGAGUGGCUUCAAAGUAUUUUGGAAAGCUGGGGCAGACCUUGCCCCGGGCGGCGGUGGGGCCUCUGUCCAUGGUGACGGCUGGAGAGAGACGGUUGGAGGACGGGCUCUUGGGUUUCGGGACACACUGCUGAGAAACCCCUGGGGAUUUUUUUUUUCUCGCCACCGUGAUGAGCUGGGUCCCUUUCUCUCUCCCAUAUUGGGUGUGUGUUCUCCGCAGCUCCAGCUUUUGGUUUGCGGGCUCCCAGCUCACUGGCAAAACACUUACCUUGCGCAGCCUUCCUUUCCGGCUGGGCCCGGCUUUUCCCUGCUAGCUACUAAUUUUUUUCUCCCUCCUGGGGUUAAGUGCACUUUAAAGAAAGGGGCAGGACAGAUUCCCAGAGUGGAAGAGCCCAAGGCCGCCGCCCUGCUGCUGCCCGGCUGCCACCCGUGUGAUCGGGAAACUGCCGGGUGGAGGCGCAGGCCACAGGCCAGACGGGGCAGCAGGGUGGUGCCCAGGUAGCCACCUUCCGGGGUGGGGGCGGGCGGCAUGCGACCCACCGCCCCGUUCCAGUCAGGAAAGGUACUUAGCGCGGCGCCGGGGCCCCCAGCUGGGUUGGCCUGAAGAAGGUCCCUUCUCUCUUUUUCUGUUGGGUCCGUCUUAGCAAUUAAGGAAAAUGCAGGGAGAAAAAUACGAGGGGCUUUGGAGAAAUCCAAGACAGUGAUCUUCAAGCGUCUUCGUGAGCAAGUCUUAGGUGCAAAGUGAGGCAGACCUUGGCAUUUUCUUUAUUUGGUGGGAAAUGUUUCCUUGGCCAAGGAGCCCCUCACCAGUCCCGAGAGGCCCCGUGGGGUCUAGCUUGGAAGCCACUGCUCUGAGGCAAGGACUUCACUGGCUCCCCUGCCCGCAGCCCGCAGCCCGUGGCGAAGCACCCUGGCGACCCCAGGCCCAGUGCAGGGGAAAAUACCUUUGCACCUGCCAGCUUGUGCUCGUCUGCCAGCCUGGCAUGUCAGGGCCAAGUGGGGGGUGUGGGGUCUUGCCACCGACUGACUCUCUGUAAACGCUUAAGACAACAGGGAGGUGCAGGGCCAGGGAGGAGCGCGGUGACCGGACAGCCUCCCCUCAAGCAAGAUGUAGGGAAUAUAGUGCACUGCCGUAAGUGAGAGGCAGCACGCGUGCCAGAAGGUCCCCGCCACUCCUCCCACACCCGCCGCGCCCCUCCAGAGUGAGGGUCACAGGGCGCCUGCCUGCCCACUCACAUCUGCCAAAGUGUUGCAUGCCAGCGUGGGAGACAAACCAGACUGCACAACCCGUGUGUAUUUACUUGAUGUACAUAGACACCUUUAAAAUAAAAUGGGUUCAAUGGUG